AGGGACAGCAGACACCAGUCAGGUACAGAUGCAGCAGCUCUGUGCUCUAUAUGCUCACAUGCUGUUAUUCUAAAAAGGUAAAUGUGCUCUCUAAUCAUGGCUAAUCAGUCCAAUGAAAGAAGUUUCAUUCUGUCAGGAUUUAAUGAGACAAUGAAUUUCAGAAUUCCCCUCUUCUUGUGCACAUUACUUUAUUACUCUAUGAUUUUGUUCUUCAGUAUUUCUGUUGUGCUGCUCAUUGUCUUUGAUGCAAACCUGCAUGAACCUAUGUACAUUUUUCUGAGUAGCUUUUGCAUUAAUGCACUUUAUGGGUCCACAGGUUUCUACCCAAAAUUCCUUUCAGAUUUACUGUCGUCUUCCCAGAGAAUCUCAUAUGAAGGGUGCCUUUUACAAGCUUUUAUCAUGUACUCAUUUGUCUGUAGUGAUUUGUCCAUUUUAGCUGUUAUGGCCUUUGACAGGUAUCUGGCUAUAUGUCGACCUCUGCACUACCACUCUUUCAUGACUAAGAGGAGGCUCUCUCAGCUGGUGUGUUUCUCCUGGCUGACACCUUUCUGCAUUUUCUCCAUCAAUGUCAUAUUAACAACAAGACUCAGGUUAUGUGGAAUAAACAUUCAGAGAGUCUUAUGUCUAAACUGGUUAAUUGUUAAACUUGCUUGUCCUGAAGCUGAUACCUUUUCAAACAACAUUAGUUCAUAUGUAAUACUUGUUGUUUAUCUGUCUCAUUGGCUUUUUAUAAUGUGGACUUACAUGCAUCUUAUUAAAACAUGUGUGAGGUCCAGAGAGGAUAGGGUAAAGUUUAUGCAGACCUGUGUGCCCCAUCUGAUCUCUUUGAUCACAUUACUAGUGGUAAUGAUUUUUGAUUCGAUGUACUUGCGCUUUGGCUCCAGAGAUUUACCUCAAAGCCUCCAAAACUUCAUCACUAUUGAAUUUCUCAUCAUCCCUCCAGUUAUGAAUCCUCUCAUUUAUGGAUUUAAACUCACCAAAAUACGAAACAGGAUUUUGAGCUUAAUUUAUUUGAAAAGGAAAUGACUUCCAUUAAGGCUGGAGUUCUUUAUUUAAAAUUAUUAAAAAAUAUUAACAAUAGAUGCAACAAUAUAAAUACUUUUUCUGAAGCCACUUGAUUCAGAAACAUUUGGACAACCAGCUGUUUAAGGCAAACAUUGGUUUGGUUUAGACUAAUUUUACUAACACUUUCUGUUUAGUUAGUUUUUGUUAAUUUAUGUUGUAAUUUAUGUUAGGUCAGUCUGUCUUGUCUCUGCUAGCCAG
Molecule: messenger RNA, 1263 nt
Organism: Oreochromis niloticus (Nile tilapia)
Lineage: Eukaryota; Metazoa; Chordata; Actinopteri; Cichliformes; Cichlidae
Product: olfactory receptor 142-like
Exons: 1
Coding region: 82-1026 (314 amino acids)
Biological process (GO): detection of chemical stimulus involved in sensory perception of smell; G protein-coupled receptor signaling pathway
Cellular component (GO): membrane
Molecular function (GO): odorant binding; G protein-coupled receptor activity; olfactory receptor activity
Source: RefSeq, a predicted model, not a curated record